Molecule: messenger RNA, 2534 nt
Organism: Colossoma macropomum (tambaqui)
Lineage: Eukaryota; Metazoa; Chordata; Actinopteri; Characiformes; Serrasalmidae
Gene: lpxn
Product: leupaxin
Exons: 9
Coding region: 98-1324 (408 amino acids)
Biological process (GO): muscle structure development; actin cytoskeleton organization
Cellular component (GO): adherens junction; stress fiber; Z disc
Molecular function (GO): muscle alpha-actinin binding; actin binding
Source: RefSeq, a predicted model, not a curated record
GCAAAAUGUGUAAGAACACAGGAAAAGGAAACUACAGUUUCUGUGGUGAGUGUAGAUACCAAAUCAAGCCGUACUACACCAUCCUGCACGCUUCACCAUGGACGAGCUCGAUAUGCUCUUGGAGGAGUUGGCUCUGACUUCCACAAAAAGCUCUCCUGCACCAACCCCUCCUCAGACGCUCACCCUCAGCACCUCGGACAAAAAGGCCACAAUAAAUGUGCCAGCACAGAGUCAGUCCUCUGGUGUCGGCUCAGGACAGGGCGGAGCCAAAAAUGUGUACAGUGAGUUGCCUGCUCCAGUGGAGGCUGAAGUGAUGAGUCCAGGAACGGCCAGUCGAGAGCUGGACUCCAUCAUGAACGAGCUGCUGGGGCUGGGGCUAGAGGUUCCAGACGAGGUGCCUCUAUCUAAACCUCCACCACUGGCUGAAAAGUCAGAAAAGGAAAAGAAAGACGGGGCUGAAGGAGACAAACGAGAGGGCAGUAACGCCACCAACAGUGUCCAGAAUGAUAAAACAGUGCAGAGGCAGAUGUCGAAGAACGUCGAUGCCAUCGAUGACCUGCUGGGUUCACUCAGCUCAGACAUGGAGAAGAUGGGCGUGCGCACGGCAGCCAAGGGUCACUGCGCCUCCUGUGGCAAAUGCAUUGCUGGAAAGAUGAUCACAGCUCUGGGUCAGGUGUGGCACCCGGAGCACUUUGUGUGUAUGGUCUGUAAAGAGGAGCUGGGUACGCGGGGUUUCUUUGAGAGAGACGGGAAGCCGUACUGCGAGACUGAUUAUCAGAACCUGUUCGCACCGCGCUGCGCGUACUGCAAGGGCCCAAUUCUACAGAAUAUCUUGACCGCGAUGGACACCACAUGGCAUCCAGAGCACUUCUUCUGUACGCACUGCGGAGAACGCUUCGGAACCGAAGGGUUCUUGGAGCGCGAGGGGAAGCCGUACUGCCCGCUGGACUUCUACCGCCUGUUCGCCCCCAAGUGUUCGGGCUGUGGAGAGCCGGUCAGAGAGAAUUACCUUUCAGCCGCGAACGGCACCUGGCACCCCGACUGCUUCGUCUGCGCUGACUGUCUGAAGCCCUUCACUGAUGGCUGUUUUCUGGAGAUGGACGGUCGUCCUCUGUGUUCUCUGCACUAUCACUCCAGGCAGGGGACUCUGUGCGGGACGUGCGGAGCGCCGAUCUCCGGCCGCUGCAUUGCCGCUCUCGACCGAAAGUUCCACCCCGAACACUUUGUGUGUGCGUUCUGUCUGCGGCAGCUCAGUCAGGGGGUGUUUAAGGAGCAGGCUGGGAAACCUUACUGUGGCCCCUGCCACAGCAAACUCUUCAUGUAGACCAGCAGCCCCGUCCCAAAACCCCAAAUACUGCACCUCCUUUACACUCCCCACUCCAGCACACCUGGUUAAAGGGCAAUUACACUGACUUUUAAACAUUUCAGCAUAAUUAAAUCGUUACAAUGUAAACAAAGUCAUUCAGAGUGGUUUGAUGUGAAAAUGCUUCGUUCUAGAGAACAUUGGUGGUGAUAGGAACCAGACAUCCAAAGAGUUUGAUGCCUCACAGAAAGUUAUUACAUGAAAUGGUUAUGAAUAUGUUGCAUUAUGUCUGAGAUGUUAUUUUACAAUUGUUUUUAGAUAUUAUGUUGGGUUUUUUAAUACUUUCAUGGCGGAGAGGUGAUUUAAGGCAAAAUCCCCAAAGAUUCUGCUGAAAGUGCUUGUUGCAGGGUAACGCUGCUUCCGCUAAAAGCUAUUACAAUAAUGAUGAUGAUGAGUAGAGGGUUUACAGCUCACUCAAGUGUUCGAGUUUGAAGCAAAAACAGCCUCAUCUCAGUUUCAGUGGUUUGUCUGCUGAUGAUGAGCAGAGGAAAAAUGAGUGCAGUUAAUAAAAAUUAUUGUAAAGCAUUUAUAGUGAAUUACAGCCUAUUCAUAGUGCUUAACAGCACAUUUAGCAUACUUCUAGUGCAUUAUACAGCAUACAUAGUGUACUAUAUCACAUUUGUAGUGCUUUGCACAGCAUUUAUAGUGCACUACAGCCCAUUUGUAGCGCUUCAUAGCAUUCUAGUAUGUGGCAGAGCAUUCCAAGUGUGUUCUAAGGCCUUUAUAGUGUAGUACAGUUCAUAGCAGACUAUGGCGCAUUGGUAGUGUUUUAUAGAGCAUUUGUAGUGUAUAGCACAUUUAUAAUGUGUUAUAAAGCGUUUACAGUGUACUACAGCUUAUUUGUAGUGUGUUGUAGAGAAUGUGUAGUGUCCUAUAGUGCAUUUAGUGUGAUAUAUAGAACUUUUAUAGUGUCAUAUAGAGCAUUUAUACUGUACUAUAGUGCAUUUAUAGUGUCAUAUUGAACACUGAUAGUGUGCUACAUUACACUUAUUGCACCAUACAGCAAGUAAGAGGAUGUAACUAAUGCUACAGUAUACAUUAGUACUGAAUCUUAUGAGGAAUGCUCCAAGAUGAUGAAACAUUCUUUCAUAUGCAUAGCAUGGCAGCAUAAUCGUGGUACACAGCAAAAUGAAUAUGAACCAUGUAACCCACAAUUAACUGAAUAAACAUC